GUUGUUUAUAUUUAUUGUAUAUGCUAUAAUCGGUAAACAGCAGUUAGAUGAUGUCACUUCCGCUAAAUUACUUCCGGUUGGUCGACUUCGUUCGAAAGCAAGUCAUACAUGUUGCGGUCUUCUGUGGUUCUUUCUGUUGCCAUCCUACACAAAGCAGCGAAGAAGCAAUGCCUUUUUCACCAUCUUGUCUAUGAAGAAUUGUCAAAAGUAAAUGGUCAAGCUUACAACGAUGUUCUCUUCAUUGACUCCGGUUUGGCUUGGUGUUGAGUGGCGUUUCUACACGUCUCACGAGAACACUAAAGUGAAAAAGGCACGUUUCGGCUGCCCUACGGUAUCAACAUGGCGACAAGUCACAGUGGAAGCAGCAAAACGUCAGUAUCCACAGCAAGCGCAGCUCUUGUUAGAGCUAAAGCAGAAGCCGCCAAAGUGCGAGCGUCAUACGCAAGCCAAGAAGCUAAGCUAAAAAUGGAAGAAGCUAAGCUAAAACUGGAAAAGGCUCAUAAUCAAUUAGAAACAACGAGAAUAAGCACAGAAUUAGAAGUGCUUACACUACAACGAGAAGCAGAUGCAGCUGAGGCGGAAGCUCAAGUAUGGGAGGAGGCUACGGCAGCACAAUCCACAGGCGAUGACAGGAAAACUGAAUCUGAAAAGGCAAAAAUUGAACGCACCAGUGAAUACGUUCAAUCACAGAUCGACCUUCAACAGCUGUUGGCAUCACCAGCUGCCUUGUGUCCAGCAAUAAAUAAGCAACCGUGUCCGUUAACACAAGCUACCAUCAACGCCUGGCAUCUGAAUGAAAAUACUCCAUAUAUGCAACCCAGUCCUAAUAAAACAAACUUUAAGAGCGAUAAAGAAUCCCACUUUUCCACACCAAACUUAAAUAAGCCAGUUAAAGCUACGACAAACUUUGAAGAAAAAAGACAACCUGGCUCAAACAUACAUGCUCCGCCCUAUGUUCCCCGACAGUUUCCACAAGCCAGCAUGUCGUCUUCAGUUGAAUCGUUGGCCCACUAUUUGGCAACACGAGAUCUCAUCACCUCAGGACUGUACUACUUCGCCGAUAAACCAGAAGAUUAUCGCGCAUGGGAGUCGUCAUUCACUACAGCGGUCAGCGGUGCUCACCUCACAACAACUCAAGAACUAGACCUCAUGACAAAGUGGCUUGGUAAGGAGUCUGGAGAACAUGAGACGCAUCCGCUCAAUGUAUGUAAACCAUCCAGAACUGGCUCUACACAAAGCAUGGGAGAGACAGCGUGACUGUUAUGCUGCUCCUGAAAUCAUUGAAAAAUCACUAUUUGAUCGGCUGGACAAUUUCCCCAAAAUUUCUAAUAAAGACAACGCUAAGCUACGUGAACUGGGAGAUUUGCUCAUGGAAAUUCAAGGUUUCAAGGAGGACGGCUAUGUCACCGGCUUGUCCUAUCUGGAUACGUCACGAGGAAUUAGGCCUAUUGUGGACAAGCUUCCUUAUAGCCUUCAGGAAAAAUGGACGUCUUCUGGGUUUUUGUACAAAGAACAUAAUACCCACACAGCAAAAACACUCCGCGGCGGAUCCCCCGCGCAGGUAUCGCGCUUUCCGGAACGGAACCGCGAAACGGACCCGCAUCGGCGUCCAUUUGCACUCAGGAACGUAUCCGCCGCGGCGGCGGGUAGCUGAUCCGCCGUGGCGGCGCGCUGCAUCCGCAUCGCACCCAUGAUCAAAGCCUUAUUUCCGCGGCGGGUACGCCGUGACGGCGCGCUGCAUCCGCUCCGUACCCAUGAUCAAAGCCUUAUUUCCGCGGCGGGUGCGCCGUGACGGCGCGCUGCAUCCGCUCCGCACCCAAGAUCAAAGCCUAACCUCCCGCCGCGGACCAGCAACGGACUCAUAAAAACCCUGGCUCAUCUGGCCGUUUUGGACCCCUUUAUCUUAUUUUCAAAAUCCCUUCUGUGCUUGCUGUAGGAUAAAAUAGGAAACUAAAAAAUUCACUAAGCCCUACUACAGCAAUAUAGGCUUACAUAUGCAUUGCCUUGUAUUUUUAAACUAACAAUAUUGUCAAUAGGCAGAAACAGAAAAUGGUCAAUACACUCUAUAAAGUAAAUAUAUAUAAUAUAUAUUUAAAAAGUAAAUAUACAUAUUUAAUCUAUUAGGCUACAACUUCAAGGAAACACUGCUCCAUGCACAGCUAACAUAUCAGAAAAUGAAUAACUGGUGAAUGACAAGAAGUCCAAUAAAAGGUUGUUUAUUUAUACAUAUACAUCUUUAUUCCUCCUGAGGAGGUGGAAGCGGGACUCGUCUCCUCGUUGCCCGAUCCCCCGCCAAGUUGAACCACCUGAUGGCGUGUUUGGUGACCUCAGCGUCCGUGGCUGACCUUGUCAACACAUUUUUACUCACAGCACCUGUAAUCAAACAAGAUUACAAGACAGAUAUGUUUAUGUUUAUGGUAGGAAGCAUCCAAAGCCAAGUAUGCUUACACAAUACAAAAUAUGUGAUAGGUAUUAAGGAGAUUACAUUUGAAAAAAAAAAAAAAGACUUAAAGUUACUGGAGGUGGUUAAAAUAAGGUGCGUAAACUAUGAAUUUGUGAUCAGGGUAUAGGUGUGCAAGACAUCCAAAAUGUUUAAACAAUAUCGUUAUUUGGUUCCUUGAUCAGAGUACUUGUUUGGCUCUGUUGGAUGA
Molecule: messenger RNA, 2651 nt
Organism: Entelurus aequoreus (snake pipefish)
Lineage: Eukaryota; Metazoa; Chordata; Actinopteri; Syngnathiformes; Syngnathidae
Exons: 2
Coding region: 340-1257 (305 amino acids)
Source: RefSeq, a predicted model, not a curated record